AUGGCUUACUCAGCCAAUAAUUUUACCCUCUUCCUUCUCAUUUCCCUCUUAUCCACGUUUCAUUCCCAUGCAAGAGACAGCCAACUCUUUAACAAAGUUCCUAGCACCACCACCACCACCACCACCAAUGUCCCAUACAAAGAAGACCCUCUAAGCGGCCAAGACCAGGAACCAAAUUUCCUUCCACAAAAUGAAAAUGGCUAUGGUCUUUAUGGUCACGAGUCCGGUCAACUCCCGCCUUCCACCACCACCACCUCGACACCCUCCGCCACCACCACUACCAAGAUUCCAUACAACACUAAAUCAGAAAAACCCCUUAACAAGUAUCUCCCGAAAAACUACAACCCUGUGGCCUACGUGACUGUACCAGAAGACAAAAACAACGGCAACAGUUUCACAGAAGAAAGUUACAACACCAGAACUAACAACAACAACAACUACUAUAAUGGUGGCGAUAAUUUCAAUGAGCGGCCACAAGGGCUGAGCGGCACCAGGUUCACCGGCGGCGGAAGUUACUCCACCACCCCAAACAACCGUGAGAAUUACUAUAACAACGGCGGCAGACCUAACAACUUCGGACCUCAAGGAUUGAGUGACACAAGAUCAAUGGAGAAUGGAAAAUUCUUUUAUGAUGUCAACAGUGAAAAAUAUAGCAGCAACCACCCAUAUGAGAGCUUGAAAGGAGUUCGUGCAAGAAAUGAGUACAACAACAAGAAUUAUUAUGGGAACAACGAGAAUUCAUAUGAGUAUAAUAACAAGUACUCCGUGGAAGGACAUUUUCAAGAUGAGUUCCAAAAUGAAGAGGAUAUGCCAUGA
Messenger RNA from Fraxinus pennsylvanica, 816 nucleotides. The record is from the annotation of a GenBank genome assembly. NCBI's taxonomy places the organism in Eukaryota, Viridiplantae, Streptophyta, Magnoliopsida, Lamiales, Oleaceae.